This is a messenger RNA of Coregonus clupeaformis (lake whitefish), 4416 nucleotides long. RefSeq names its product anthrax toxin receptor 2. Bases 331 to 1809 code for a protein of 492 amino acids. NCBI's taxonomy places the organism in Eukaryota, Metazoa, Chordata, Actinopteri, Salmoniformes, Salmonidae. Gene Ontology annotation, molecular function: signaling receptor activity. Gene Ontology annotation, cellular component: membrane. The transcript is spliced from 16 exons. The record is from RefSeq and is a predicted model, not a curated record.
UGCUUUGUGUAUCAUAAGGGGCAAGUUUUAUGCAAUGGGCUAUUGCAUUGACUCAACACUUGCUGAGGUUACAAGGGCUAGUGUACAUAGUCAUAGGAUAUUAAGAAAUACUGUCGGUGACAAGGGCUCUGUGAUUUCCUGUAUUUCGUAGGAAGGCUAUAUUAAAGUUGUGCUGUGUACGUUGUGACAUCUUGCUCCUCAACCUUGCAGAUGUGCGGAUCGUGUUUAGUCUACUCACUAGGCCUGCUGUUCAUGUGCUAGAAUAAAACGCGUGUCAUUUCGCUUGAUAGGUUUGCUUUGCGGGCCACAACGACACCGUUGAACUUGACAAUGAAGGAGAAAACACGCCAUCGCGCUAAGAUCCACUGGAUAUCAACAGCAGUAACAGCUGGAGUAAUUCUGCUGAGUUUGUUUGCAUGGUCUUGUCAUGCAGAAGAAGCGUCUUGCCACGGAGCUUACGAUUUAUACUUUGUUUUAGAUAGGUCAGGAAGUGUUUCUAACGACUGGGGUGAAAUCUAUGCUUUCGUGAAGAACCUUACUGACCGAUUUGUGAGCCCCAGCAUGAGGGUUUCCUUUAUAGUGUUCUCAUCUUCAGCCAAAGUGAUGUUACCUCUCACUGGAGACAGAUAUGAAAUCCAGGAAGGCCUGGAGAGACUGAGAGAGGUGAAGCCAGCAGGGGAAACCUACAUGCAUGAAGGGAUUAAAGCGGCAAACGAUCAAAUCAAAGCCCAAACCACCAAGUCCUCCAGCAUCAUCGUAGCUCUGACGGACGGAAAGCUAGAUGUCUACAUAUACGACUUAACAGUUCAAGCGGCAAACAAAUCGAGGGACUACGGUGCUCGAGUGUACUGUGUUGGUAUCAAGGACUUUGACGAACAACAGCUAGCCAAGGUAGCUGACACCAAAUAUCAAGUGUUCCCCGUCAAAGACGGCUUCCAUGCACUCAAAGGCAUCGUAAAUUCAAUAUUAAAGCAGUCCUGUACAGAGAUCCUGACAGUAGAGCCUUCCAGUGUCUGCGUUAACGAGUCGUUUGACAUCGUGCUGAGAGGGAACGGCUUCUCCGUGGGACGAGGCAACGACAGGGUCGUCUGUAGCUUUAAAGUUGGCACGAAGACAUACAAUCAGAAGCCAAGUGUUGUGCUGAAUGAUUAUCUCCUGUGUCCUGCGCCGGUGCUGUAUGAAGUCGGACAGUCGAUGGAUAUCCUGAUCAGUCUGAACCAUGGAAAGUCCUUCAUCUCUAGUGCCUUCACCAUCUACGCCACAACAUGUUCGAACGGCUUCGCGGUAGCCAUAGUCUUCCUGGUGCUGUUGUUACUGGCAGCCUUAGCAGCUGCAUGGUGGUUCUGGCCUCUCUGCUGCACUGUGGUCAUUAAACCUCCGCCUCCUCCUCCUCCUCCCUUCCGGCCUCCGCCACCCGAGCCAGAGGAGGAUGACCCCUUGCCCAAGAAGAAGUGGGCGACUGUAGACGCCUCGUACUAUGGAGGGAGAGGGGCUGGAGGGAUCAAACGCAUGGAGGUGCGUUGGGGAGAGAAGGGCUCUACAGAGGAAGGGGCGAGGCUGGAGAAGGCUAAGAAUGCGGUAGUGUCUGUUCCUGAGGAGGUGGAAGAGCCCAUGAUGGCCAAACGGGCCCCCAAACCCACCCCCACAUACCACCAGCACCCGGAGUCCAAAUGGUACACCCCUAUAAAGGGUCGUCUGGAUGCCCUGUGGGCUUUACUGAGGCGGCAGUAUGACCGAGUUUCCCUCAUGAGACCGACCACUGCAGACAAGGGGAGAUGUAUUAAUUUCAACCGAGUGCAGAACGGUUAGAAGACGAACACAAGGAAGACAUCUUCAACAUACAACAUACAAAUAUGUUUUUGAAGACCUAAUAUCCAAAAGACUAUAGCGUCCAAAACCAUUUGCUUCUCUCAGUUUUGUGCACAAAGGGGAAUCUCUUCUCCAUGAUGUCUCCUGCCGUCUCAAACAGCGUCUUACUCAUAAGAACAUUUUCAUAUUUCCAUUCUUCCAUAACAGGGAUAUGACUUUAUAUUUUUCUACUUGUCCUUUUUAUUUCACAAGAGGCCAAAGCAAAUAAACAGUUGCGGCACAAAACGUGGCCAAUCGGAUCCAGUUAGCUUUUUGUGCGCACUAAAGGCUUAACAUAUUCUGACCAUAUUGCGCCUUCUGUGGAGAACCUCAUUUCAUGGACACAGAUGGAAGCUAUCUAAAAAAAAAUAAACAUGCAGAGCGAGAGAGCUGGUGAGGCUGUGUGCCGUUAGCGUGUCAAUAGGAGUACUCCCAGAGAGAGUGAGGCUGUGUGCCGUUAGCGUGUCAAUAGGAGUACUCCCAGAGAGAGUGAGGCUGUGUGCCGUUAGCGUGUCAAUAGGAGUACUCCCAGAGAGAGUGAGGCUGUGUGCCGUUAGCGUGUCAAUAGGAAUGCUCCCAGAGAGAGUGAGGCUGUGUGCCGUUAGCGUGGCAAUAGGAAUACUCCCAGCAGGCCUCAACACAGUGCACAAGUCCAUCGCCUCUUGGCAACGUCUCGUCACAAAGCCUCCCCAACUCCUCUCCAUCCACCAUCGUUGAAAGCUGCCCGGCGGGACCCCCUUUGACUGGAGAUCCUGUCAUUUUAACACUGAGAAGUGCACACGCAUGACAAACUGUGGACAGCCCAGGACGCCCUAAGGUAUUGGAAGCAGUAGCUAAGACAGUGCCCUUUAGUUUUGUGAAGACACCUUUCUUUCAUUAUGCACUGGGGACAAGGGGAGUUACUGGAGCGUUAUCCCACCGCGGGCCUGGCCGGUCCGGGACAGGACAGCCCCUCUGACCAGACCACCACAACUCUCCACUCCGACUACGUUUGAAGGAUGGGCGCCUAAAGCCCGUAUUCCCCCCUGUUUUGAUGCAUUCUGCUGUAUGCUCACUAAGGCGUACAACAUCACAACCCAUAAACCUGCCAGUCAGUCAGUUGAAGAGUUUUAAGAUAUAGAUACAGCUGUCUCCCACUCCCCUCCGUCUCCAGUCCUCCAAGGGCCUCCCUGCCUCUACCCAUCCCUUCUGUCUCCAGUCCUCCAAGGGCCUCCUUGCCUCUCUCCAGUCUCAGCCCUUUAGCUUCGGCAGCAGAAUAUCAAAGUUUAAUUAAAAUAAUUAAAGGGAACAGCAAGCAGCAGCCUGUGAAGAGUUGAUCGUCUUUUUUUUAUGCCUUUUGACAUUGAAUGACCUGUAACUGUAUGUGAAGAGAAAGAACCCACUCCAUCCUGUCUCCUUGGCGACGGUUUGGUGCACCCUAGCUGUCCGAAACCCAAACGCAAAACCAAGGCAACGGAUGCGACGGACGGAUAAGUAUUGUUCAUUUCCAGAAAUUAUGUUACCAAGCCUCGCACGCGUCGCCCCACCACCAAAAAAAAAGCGGUAGUAUAUAUAUAUAUAUAUAUAUAUAUAUAUAUUUGUUGUGGAUUUCUCAAGCGCGCUGUCAUGACACCAAUCCCAAAUGAUGUCAGCGAGAGGGGAGCACUGUGGGGGAGGAAAGACAGCAGCUGAAGAGAAAAGGCUCCAACGAUCCAGUCACUUUGGAUACGGUACUUCAGAUGCAAAAUGGAUAUUCGAGUCGAAACCUGACAAAGCGCGCCCGGUUUUGAUGGGAACCGGUAUAGACAAUGACCAGUGGCUGGGUCAGUGGGAUGUCUCUGCGCAACCAGGGAAGCUUAUCAAAUGACACUAAAAAUAAGUUCAACAACCAUCAAGUUUCAAAGGGGGGAAUGGGCCUGGAUUUUCACGUUUUGGUGGGCAUGCGAGUGUGCGAGACGGGGUUGGGCGCGCACGUCGUCUCUGACUUAAUUAUUCCUUUGUUUUGUUAUCUGGGUGGACAGGAAGGGACAGGGAUGACGCUGAUGGUCAGAUACAAUCCUGAUAUAAUUUUUCAUACACAUUUUUAGUCUCUUGCUUAAUCUUCUGCGUUACAUUUUAGUAGGAUAAUCAGCUUCGUUUUAAAGAUGAACUGUAGAAGAGGAUAUUUAACAGUUUUUAUAUUUGCUUGUGAUGUUACAUCUGAGAGCCCAGAGCAGCUAUUAACGCAUACUAAUGAGUUAUUUGCAUACCGACCCAAUCACAGCUCUCCACCCUGACAACGCUUCACAUUGGCUUUAGAUGCCCUCUCUUUCCCCUGGUCUCAAAAUGUUCCACGGCGAGAUCACAUUUGUUACUCUUUAUAAAUAAAACAUAUUAACAUUAUUGAUAUUUUUUAAUAUGACAGUGCCCUUUGCCAAAUAUGCCUUUCCUUAAAAAUAUAUUUAUUUGUUAUUUUUUGCACUUUUUUAUUUUGUUUUUUUUGUGGAAUUCAAUUGUGAGAUGCCCCAAAAAUGCCUUUUUUUCCCCUCCCGCAUAAGCUAAAAGUUGGUUUGAAUGUAGUCAUUUCAGUAUAAACAUUUUCAAACCCAA